UCAGCGGCGUCCAAUAAGCUUCGAGUCUGAGGGCAUUAAUUGAUGAAGGUGUCUCCUGGCUCGCGCACUUCCCCUCUGUCAUUUUAUUUGUGGCUAACCCCGCAGCCGGGAUAGCAGCUGCAUUUUGGCUCUUAUUCUCUCUCCCUCCCUCCCCUCUCUCUCUCCCUCCCACUCCAUGUAGCUAGCUCUCUCCCUACCCCUCUCUCUCUCCUCUUUUUUAUCCUCUCGUUGGGGCAGUGGUGUGCACCUUCCUACCGUGCUGUCGGCCAGAGGGAGUGAGCCGGAGAGGAGGAAAGGCAGGUAGGGGAUAGCGUGCCCGGCGACACAACCCCUCGCAUUCCUCCAUCAUGCUUGGUUCGGGGCAGGGCCCGGGGACUGAUGCUCUGAACAUAUUCGACACCACUCCAUUUAACUCCGCAUCUCAAAGUUUGCCUGUCCAUGACGCACAGUGGAGGUACUAGGACGCGUCAACAGCGGCCGGCGCGUCAGAAUGCCUUGAGCCCAGAAGAACAGGGAGUUUAUUCCUUUUCUCUUUUUGUGGCCGCAUGAGGACAAUUGGCCGAGCUGAAUGCUGGGAUUAUUACAAUAGACAGGGAAACGCAACAUGGGAGACCUGGAGUGUGGGUUUGAGGAGAUGCAGGGAGUGAGGCUGGGAUACCUGCUGAUAAAAGGAAAACAAAUGUUCGCCCUCUCCCAGGUCUUCACCGACCUCCUAAAAAAUAUUCCCCGGACCACCGUGCACAAACGCAUGGACCACCUGAACGUUAAAAAACACCAGUGUGAUUUGGAGGAGUUGAGAAAGCUCAAAGCAAUACACUCUAUUGCUUUCCACGCGGCUAAAUGUACUCUGAUAUCACGGGAGGACGUGGAGUCGCUUUAUUUCUCAUGUAAAACAGAGCGUGUGCUAAAAUCCAACAAAAGAAAAGCAAGGAAGGCAAGUCUAGAGGAGGAUGUUGGCGAGGGCAAGCUCCAUGCGGACACGCACCCGGCUGGGUUAUGGAAGGAGAAAGUUUGGUUAAGUUUGCACAGCGUUCCACAGGCUCUGUCUCUCAAAAACAAACCCGGCAAAAGAGAGCAACCAACCUCACAGCCCGACUCUACUCUACCUCAAAUUUACAAAAAAAACCUAGGUCAGAGGUACUCUUCUGUCACCAAGUCGGCAUCUAAACCCUUUAAAAACUAUGAAACAGCUCAAAUACCGGGCAAGUGCGUCGCGUUCACCCAGAGACAAUCGUUUUUUCGGAGCGUGGUUAGCCGGCAGCCGGUGUUGUUUCAAUCCGCCAUUACUGCUCAGUCCAGGCUCUCUGCAGCCGGCGACCUACUUCACAAAAGGAAGAGGAGGCGCGAGGGGGGCGGCAGCGGCAGGGAUAGGGACAGCAGCGCAAGGCGGUCGUGGAGCAGACACACACUCUCACACACUCUCUCACACACACACCACCCGGUGCUCCUCGUACAGCCGAAGUGCUGCAGCAAGCCAAAAACAAACCGCAACCAGAACGGGACAACUCACGGCGAAUUUCACGUUGGUCAUGGGUUUUACCUCGACCACCGAGCUCACCAUCAUCCUCAGCCGCAGCAACAUGUGGGGGUUUUUCCAGAGACCUACAGCAGUGACACUGAGUCCAGUUGCUACUCGGAGCGGCUCCACAACGACUCAGAUUUUGGCUCCAGUUUAUCCACCAGCAGCAACUCUGGGACCUCUGACGAGGAAGAGGACGAAGAGGAGAGCUCUGAGGUCAGUUCUGACGAGGAGAGUUCAUCUCAGUCUGACACCAGCUCUGUAUCCAGCCAGGUAUCUGUCCAGUCUAUCCGUUUUAGGAGGGCUCUGUUCUCCUCUCUCAACACCCCCAAAAAUAUCACCACUAGAACAAAUGCUAAAACUCUCCCCAGUGCUGUCUCCAGCACUAGAACUCAGUCGAACUCAAGAACACUAUCAAACAAUAGAACUCUUCCUCACACCAAAGCACCUUUACUACUACAGCCUACCUUUCACUACAGCCACCAGCACCACACUUCUAAGUCGAUGGUCCAGGGUGUAACCUGCCAGGUGGACUGUGUAAGUCCAAGGAAACAACAGAAAUAUGACGUUGCAGCCAGGGAGGCCAAGCAGAACGCACACACACCCAAUUCGCCUGUCGUCUGGGGGAGCUUUUUCGUGGAGAAAAGAGACAAGAGUGUUCCCGAGACACAGAUCCAGACCCAAAGAGAGGCAAAGAGAGCCGAGUCUGUGACUAGAACAGUUCGUGCGCUGAGCCCCUCACCUAACCGCAACGGAAACAAAGCGGUUUCUCAACACAGGACACCCGGGCACGCAAACAAAUGCCCCUCAGCCUUGAGCUCACACUGCGCCCAUGACAAAGACACAAAGCACCCCAAGCCUAUAGACAACAACCAGCUUUCAUUAGCUUCAAAUCUAAAGAGAGAAGUGAGAAUCAGCCCCUGCCUGAAACUGCCCUCUCCGCUCAAAACUAUUAAGACAGAGCCCGAGGAGCGCUCAAUAGCUGCGGGUCUCAUUCCUGACAGCGGCAGGCCGGUCAAAACUCACCCCUUCAACCUACAGAAUGUAAAAAUUAAAGUGGAGGAGAGCUAUGAUGAAUUCGAAUACUACAGCCAGCCCUCUGGGUUCCACUGCAAAGAAGACGAGGCUGUUAUCAACAAUGGCCAAUACUCUGGCGGCGACAUCAAACAAGUUGCUGGCUGUUUCAACAAGACCAAAGCCAUUGAAAGUUCUGCUAGGGUUCCUAAGUCCUCCACCGGCUUGCAGGAAUGCGGGAGCACUCAGGACACCCGGAGUACAGAAGAGGGGGAGUACAAAAACGGAGCUAAGGUCAGGAAAAACGACAAGACUCUGGUGCUGGGGAAGAAGUCUGGAAUUUCGAGGGCGCAGCCGAAACAGAACGUGCCCAAAGUUGACAGGACUUUAUCUUCUCGUCCCACUGGUAAAGCCGAGAUUUUUGAGGGAAAUAUUGAGGAUCUAUCAGGGGCAAGUAAACGAAAACGAGCGCCUAGCAAUGUAACAGCCUCUCUGAAGAGGCCUUUCAGCUUCAUUGCGAAUUUCCCCGCUCCUCCGUCCUUGGUUGUGGGAAGCGACGGGGAUUUAAGCCCUGCUUACUCUCUGAACUCUCUGGGGGGACCCCGGCCUCCCCCUUGCUCUCACCCGGUGUGGCGGUGGCAGCCUGGCGGUGUGCCUGUCCCUCCCCCACCCGCUCAGAGAAUCAGGAAAUGUUAACGCGUUUUCUUUGACAAAAACAAAAGCGGAAAAACCCUGGAUGGAAACCUACCUUGACUACACUUAAAGUGAAUGGGAGGCACCAAUGACUUGCGUCCUUUACAUUGUUUUUUGCAUUUUUACCUUCAAUUGAUGAUGUGGAUUUAUAACUUUCCUUGUUGUUGUGGAAAUAUAUAGAUCAGUGAUAUACUGUGCUAUUUCCCAUAACGCGCGGACUGUCCAUGAGCUGGGCAGUCCCUCCUGGUGAAUCUAUUCUGACAAACUAACUCUAAAUAAGCUGUUCACUACAAGCAAUAGUCCACGCGGUUUGGCGAAGUUUGCUAAAUUGACUUCGUCUGGGAUCUAUUGUUUUUUCUUCGCCUUGAAUCUCGACCUGUUGGAUUGUGAAGUAAACAUUUACUUGUGCCGUGGCCAGAUCUGCUGCCUUUGUGGUGAGAGAAAAAGAGGGGGAGAUUCCCUCUGAUAAAAAAAAAAGAUCACAGCACUCCUAUUUGGUUUUCACUGCAUUUUUUUCUAACGUCAGCUGUAACUUGGGUUAAGUUGGGAUCAAUGGACAGAUUCAGGGGUUUCCUUUGGUAACUUGGUUGGAACUGUUGUCUUGUCAACCGUAUAAUUAUAGUUGUGGUUGUUGUUGUUUCCUAUACGAUUUGGAAAACUUAAACAAACCCUAAUUUAUCGUUUAAUUGUAUGCUUCACAGAGUUUGGGUCGAUGUAUCUAAUUCAGAGUUUAGAAAAAUAAUUUGAUUUAAAAUGCAAAUUAAUAGCCCACAGUAGACUAAGGACGAAAUAAUAGUAAACAUUGGACCGGAAAUAUUGAAAUGUGAGAUCAAGUAAAAAUAGUAAAAAGAAAGAAUGAUGAUAAUGAUACUGUUGGUCUAAAUUAUCUGCGAGGGAAUUUACACUUACUCUAACCUGGUUGGUGCUUGUGGUAUUUCUGAGAGGUUACGAUUUGGUUUCAUUCUUGUUUGUAUUUCUGAGGGUAUUUCCUGGAAAAGGAUAUGUUUGGCUUAUGUUUGACUGUAGUCAGAUAGCCACCAGCGCCCAUUUCGGCCACAACACACCACAGGCCUUACGUACUGACUAUCUCAAGGCUACCCAGACCUGACACAGAUCACACCUUUUCGUGAAAAAUCACACGUCCUGGGAAGCCUUGAACCUUUUUUUGUGAUUUUGGUUUUUGGUGGGUAAUUUUCCUAUUAGGCCUCUACGGUUAUCUGUUAUUUGAAACAUAUGUAAUGUACAUGAAAAAAAAUAUAUGAGAAAAACUGUGAAAAUUACACUCCUCUCCGAGACUUUUGCGUAAUAAGCUUCCAGUUUUGGAUUUGCUUCACAGAAACACACCAAAGUGACGUCUUACAACACACCUACGUAAAGCGGAGGAAAACGUGGAAGCACAAAUGAUAGGCCUACAUGCUUUGCACUUUGACACACUCAUCUUGAGUAUCGUACCUUCGCCUACAAAAUGAAAGCGGUUGUGUGUGUGAUAGAGAGAUUUUUAAGAAGAAAAUAAAUGCAAGAUAAAAUAUCUACUAAAAGCUAACGUCCAGAUACAUAUUUCACUUAAAAUGUCUCCAUUUGUAGUUGUUAUAUUGUGGCCUGUCAAAAGGAGAUAAGAUAAUUUUUUAAUUAAUUGUACCCACGUAUCAGCAAGAAUGAAUAAAAUGCCUUGCACAGCACGUUACUGGGAAAUAUUAGCUCGGUUGGUAUGCGCAAUUAUCUGUUUACGUUAUGCUGCGAAUCCCGCCACGCUGUACUGACCAGGAAAAAUAUCCAGCCAGUCAAAAUGACUUACAUAUCGUGUACUGUCUAUGACCAUACGAACAGGCCCUACCUGCAUCCAGUCACAAAUGUGGUCGACGGAGGCCCGAACACAAAGCUGAUCGUGUCCCUUUGUUGGGAUAGCAUUGCAACUCUACAAUGAUUCGCGUUUUACACAAAAGAAUGUCCCGAUUUCAGCAGAUGGCCUAUACGCAGACUUUUGUCAUGUAACAAGUGACAGAAAAUAUUUUUAAAUGUUACCACGUUGCAUAACAUUAAUUUAGCCUUUACAUAAGGACGCGCGAUGAAUGUAGUAUGUCAACGCUUUUGUAUGGAACAUUAUGUUUAAAAAACUGAUGUUGAUCAUUCAAAACUUAUAGUAGGCCAAAAGUAAUUUGUUAAUUGAAUUGAUAACGAGUCACCUAAAUAUCUUUUCACCGACGUUAAAUGCUGAUUUUGCGAAGUUAAGUUGAACAGAUUCGUGUCUCGUGAUUUCAGGUUUCUCACAAUAUUAGCAGCAUGGCAGAAGCGAAACUCCAUAUCUGAUUGUUUUUUGUAAUUGAGAGCAAACGUGGCCUCAUAUAGCUCUCAUUAGUUUUGGGGCUGAGAUGGAUGUGUCUGAAAUGCAGCUAUACCACCCGGAGUCUGUAUAACCUCCCAGCCUCCUGUAGGUCGCACUCUUAUGCUAUGAGACGUGUACUCAAAACACAGCCAUUUUAUCCUCCACUUUAAAAUGACGUGAUCUCUCCAACCUAGAGGGAGUUAGUCCAACCUAGAGGGAGUUAGGGGGAAGGAAGGGAGGGGAAUUCAUAUGUUGCACGAGGGAAGCCUUCACCCCGUAAUCCCCGUGUCAAAGUGUAUUGGGCCAGAGAAGGAAUAUACAGCGCGGAGUUCAGAAAGGAUACACACACACACACACACACACACGCGCGCACGUUUCCCAAUAGGUUCUCGUCUAUUCUCACGCCGAUCACAGCAAGCAUCACCCAGGCAAGAAGAUGGUGGUCGAGGCGUUUAAGGGGGGAACGGCCAGGCAAAGACCAAUAGAGCUCUGACAGUGACGCUAUUCACGUAAACAAUUUCGUGAUGUCGCGGCUCCAAGGAUGGAGUCCUCCCUCUGUUUCUCGGUCCCUCUCUCUCUCCACACCAUCAGUAGCUUUUUGAUACACUUGAGGUCAGGUUUUUUUUUUACAUGAAAUUGAAAGUCACUGGUUGUUUAUAUAAAUACUGAAUAUUUAUUUUUGUGAAUAACUUGUUUUUUUGUAUAUCAUUGUUGUGUAGUAUAAUGCACUCGAAAUGAAAAACUUGAAUGGUGGAUUUCUGAAGCACUUUCCCUUUCUUCUGAGUUAUGAAGUAUUCAUUAAAGACGUCUGAGUGUGGGUUACAGUG
Molecule: messenger RNA, 6376 nt
Organism: Esox lucius (northern pike)
Lineage: Eukaryota; Metazoa; Chordata; Actinopteri; Esociformes; Esocidae
Gene: skida1
Product: SKI/DACH domain containing 1
Exons: 1
Coding region: 605-3229 (874 amino acids)
Source: RefSeq, a predicted model, not a curated record